Messenger RNA from Zychaea mexicana, 2190 nucleotides. RefSeq names its product thioredoxin-like protein. The transcript is spliced from 8 exons. NCBI's taxonomy places the organism in Eukaryota, Fungi, Mucoromycota, Mucoromycetes, Mucorales, Lichtheimiaceae. Gene Ontology annotation, molecular function: protein disulfide isomerase activity. The coding region runs from base 152 to 1873 and encodes 573 amino acids. Gene Ontology annotation, cellular component: endoplasmic reticulum. The record is from RefSeq and is a predicted model, not a curated record.
GUAUGUACAAAUCACCCCUCAGCCUCAAUCCCACCCAAAAAAAGUCAAGCUUCUUAACUUUGAGCUGCGUAAAAGAUAGAAAACUCCGGCAAUAAGCAAAACUCAUCACGCCCUUUUCUUCGCUUCCCACUCUGUUUAACUUGCUGAAACCAUGAACACUUGGUGGGCAUGGUGUACUCUUCUUGCCAUAAUCAGCCAUUGGUCUGCUACGGUAGCAGCCGGGGAAGUUCUGGAGCUUACUGGGAUCGACUUUGACUCUACUACACAGCGAGGACUUUGGUUUGUGAACCACUUUUCACCAUUUUGUCCCCACUGUCGACAAUUUGCACCGACGUGGCAGCAACUCGCCAAUGAACACGAAACUUUAGAAAACUUUCAUUUCGCCAAAGUCGACUGCACGCUUCAAGCCGAUUUAUGCUCAGCUCAUAAAGUUCGCCACUUUCCUACACUGCAACUUUUUGUCGACGGCAACGCACCGGCAGAGGAAUAUCCUACCGUAGACCGCAACUAUGAGAAGCUGACCGCAUAUAUCGUUCAGCAAGCUGAAGCAUAUAAUAACCCGAGCAACACUAUUCCGGCUGCUGGGGGCAGCAGCAGCAGCAGCAGCAGUAGCAGCAGCGACAUAAAUUCUUCAAAGAGUAGCAACAAUAACGUAGUAGCAAACCCGGAUGGCGUCUCGAUUCAUCUCAAUGGAAACAGUUUGGAGGCUGCAAAACAGUCUGGAUUACCAUGGUUCAUCAAGUUUUAUGCGCCCUGGUGCGGUCAUUGUCAGAAACUCGCGCCUGCUUGGGAGCAAAUGGCAAAGGAUCUUAAGCGUCAAGUGAACGUAGGUGAAGUAAACUGUGUGGACUAUCGAGAUGCUUGUGUCGCUAACGGUGUGCAUGGAUUCCCAACUCUGAAAUUAUAUAUGGAUGGCACCGAACAUGAUUAUCACGAUGAUCGGUCGUUAGUGAGUCUUGUAGGAUUUGCGACCAAGAUAGCAGGACCUACUGUCCUUAAUCUCAAUUGGGGUCAACUUGAAAAUCGAUUGCAACAAGAACCUGUAGCUUUCGUUUUCCUCUACGCAGAUGAACGAGAUUCCGUCAAUGGAUUGAUGAAACAAGUAGCACAACAAUUCGUUGGCGAUCUAGGCUUCUACUUGACCAGCGAUUCGCAAGCAGUGCGUCAAUACAACCUGGCACCUGCAGACUUGCCUGCAGCACUGAUCGUCAAGGAUGGAAAGCAUGUCAUUUAUCCGUCGCAUCAAUUCACAAACACAGAGUCAGUCCGCAAGGCAUUGACCGGAUGGAUCCAAAGCGAGAAAUUCCCGUUGGUGAGCGAUAUCAAUCCAGGUAACGCACCCGAGAUCUUGCAAGGAACGCAUACGGCUGUCGUAGGAGUGAUCAACAACAACGACAUUGAGAGCAUUGCCAAGUUCCACGUCAUGGCAGAGACACAAAGCAAGCAACAAAAGGCAAGCAAGUCGGACCGGGUCUUGUUUGCCAUGCUUGAAGGCACAACCUGGGGCACAUAUGCACGGACCGCCUACUCGGUACAUCCGAACCGAUUACCUGCUUUGAUCAUUGUAGAUCCCUUGGACCAUACCUAUUAUGCACAUAAUCUCGACGGCCAAAAGUUUUCCUUGGAUGAUCCAGACAGCGUGCUACAGGCACUCAAGGUGGAUAUCCCGGAAAAGAACCUGAUUGGCGUGUCGACGUUACCAUUUCAUGCACGCGUCGGGCAAAGCAUGCAACACGGUUUUGGAAUUCUGCGAGCCCACUGGCUGUUGACAUGCGGGGCGUUUGCAGCUCUUUUGUACAUUUUAGUCAAACGGACCGGUCGUAGAAAGGGCCGAUCGAGUGUACUUCCUGUCAAGUCUGGGCCGCGAGAUUAAAUGUUUUUUACGUAAGGUAGUGUGCGUCAUAGCCACACGCUCCUAUCAUCACAUGUACUUUUUGCUCUCUCUCUUCCCCCAAACCCUCCUUUCUUUUUCGUCGCGCGUCAACUCUCUCCCCUCAUUUUUUCUCACUUUAUUGUGGAAUUGGCUUUUUUUUUUUUUCAAAUUGUGUAUAUAUAAACAAACAAGCAAAAAUAUUAAAUGAGAAUCAUGAAUUGCGAUGACUAACAGCAGCAGCAGCAGUGGUGGUGGUGGUGGUGGCGGUGGUCGUCGUCGUCGUCGUUGCCGUGCCAAAAGGAGGCGGGGAAAGAGAC